This is a messenger RNA of Mytilinidion resinicola, 1449 nucleotides long. RefSeq names its product HET-domain-containing protein. The transcript has 2 exons. The annotation marks the transcript as partial. The record is from RefSeq and is a predicted model, not a curated record. Lineage: Eukaryota; Fungi; Ascomycota; Dothideomycetes; Mytilinidiales; Mytilinidiaceae.
AUGGAUCGUUGCAUCUUUUGCUCAUUAUUGUACUCCACCGAUAGCACUGGAGAGCUCUCAUCGAGCCGCCAGGCUUGGCCGUUGUAUCACUGGGCCUUCCGCACUUUACCCCGUGGUAGAGAACUCAAAGGGUCAAUGAUUUUGAGAUUUUGGUCCACGCAGCCUACACUCGUAUCUAAAUCGUUUCGUUUCUUUCCGGGAAACGAUUUCCACAUACCUUCCUCCAAUGAACUACAACACUCCACAGACCCCAAAGAGAGUGGCGGAUAUCAGAUCAAAGAGUGGAUGGAGACCUGUACCAGACAUCAUGCAGGCUGCAGCAAGAACCCCGACGACAAGCGUCCCGGCGCCUCUUUCCUGCCAACUCGGCUCAUUGAUGUUGAUACCGGUGAUGAAAACGUCGUCCGUCUUAUAGAAACCAAAAUAACGAAGGUGAAGGGCCCAUAUUGCACAUUGAGUCAUGCAUGGGGACCGCCGGAGAAGAAAUUUCUGACCACGACUGUAUGGAACAUGGCAAAGCAUCUGCUGAACGGCAUCAAGAUGAGUGAGCUACCACCCAACUUCCAGCAGGCAAUUGAGAUUACUCGAUUCUUGAAGAUCCGGUAUAUCUGGAUUGACAGCCUAGUCAUCGUCCAGGAGCCGUACGGCGACUUCGUAAAAGAAGGUGAUCUCAUGCAUAAGGUCUACCGGUACUCGUACUGCAACAUCGUCGCAGCGGACUCAAGCGAUGGAUAUGGUGGCCUUUUCAGAAAACGUGAUCCGCAUGCUGUUCUUCCUGUGGAGUUCCGUGCUACCGAAGCGACUUACGGAUUGGGGAAAAAGGCGUGGACUAUCGUUCCGGCUGACUUGUGGGAGAGAGAGCUUUUGAACUCUUUCAUUUACACCCGUGGAUGGGUGUUUCAAGAACGCAUGCUCUCCCCUCGCAUCCUCCAUUUCACUAAACAUCAGAUCUUCUGGGACUGCAACACACUCUCGGCCUGUGAAGCGUUCCCUACUGGCCUCCCCCUCCACUUAGAUAAAAAGGCAAGCACUGACCGACACUGGCGUGGUCGGCUAGACCAAAGCCAAAUCUCUUCCCGUGCCCUAUGCGGCGCGAAUGACGACGAAAGCUCAUACACAUUCUGGAUGUCGGCGGUCCAGAACUACACCGACUGCAAUCUCACUAAUCAAGGCGAUAAAACGGUAGCGAUAUGGAGCGUCGCGAAGCUGUUGCGCGAUAUUUCGUCCGAGGAAUAUGUUGUCGGCAUGUGGUCGACUUUCUUGGAGGAACAGCUGGCUUGGAGAGUCCGCGAUAUCGAUAGAAGUGAGAGGUUUCCUGAGCUCCAGAUUGAUAUUCCCAGUUGGUCAUGGGCGAGCAUCAAGGGGCCCAUCUUACCUCAGCAUCGGCUAGCAAUGAGGUCUUAUAAAGUCAAGAACCACAAAGGUGGCGAUGUGAGCUUUACGAUCGAA